Molecule: messenger RNA, 3246 nt
Organism: Myiozetetes cayanensis
Lineage: Eukaryota; Metazoa; Chordata; Aves; Passeriformes; Tyrannidae
Product: transmembrane emp24 domain-containing protein 7-like
Exons: 3
Coding region: 204-854 (216 amino acids)
Biological process (GO): Golgi organization; endoplasmic reticulum to Golgi vesicle-mediated transport; intracellular protein transport
Cellular component (GO): endoplasmic reticulum-Golgi intermediate compartment; COPII-coated ER to Golgi transport vesicle; endoplasmic reticulum
Source: RefSeq, a predicted model, not a curated record
CCUUGUAUUAAGGGCGGUACUAGGGGCCGUGGUUGCUUUUGAGAGCGCAGCGCUCUUCCUCAGUUAGUUUUCUCUGUUGUGAUCGGUUGGCGCCGUAGACAUCUUCUUUCUGGUUCUGCGCCUGCUGGCCUCCGACGCGGGGCUUGCCCUCUUUCCUCCCGGCUCAAACUCUGUUACUAUUAGUUCGCACUGUACGCUGAGUGAUGCUGUUACGGGGCUCUGGAACUACGGGACCGUGGGGGUGGCUGACGCUGCUCCUGGUAGCUUGCGCAGUAUGGGCCUCCGAAAUCACUUUCGAGCUGCCUGACAACGACAAACAGUGUUUUUACGAGGAAAUUGUCCAGGGUACUAAGUGCACCCUCGAGUUUCAGGUGAUCACUGGAGGUCAUUAUGAUGUUGACUGUCGGUUGGAAGGUCCUGAUGGUGCUGUAUUAUACAAAGAGAUGAAGAAACAAUAUGAUAGCUUCACAUUUACUGCAUCCAGAAAUGGAACAUACAAAUUCUGCUUUAGCAAUGAGUUCUCUACUUUCACACACAAAACUGUGUACUUUGAUUUCCAGGUUGGAGAAGAUCCACCACUGUUUCCUAGUGAGAACAGAGCAACUGCACUUACUCAGGUGGAGUCUGCGUGUGUUUCAAUUCAUGAAACUCUGAAGUCUGUCAUUGAUUAUCAGACUCAUUUCCGGUUGAGAGAAGCACAAGGCCGCAGCAGAGCAGAGGAUUUAAACACAAGAGUAGCCUAUUGGUCAAUAGGGGAGGCAAUGAUUCUUCUUGUAGUUAGUAUUGGGCAGGUAUUUCUCCUCAAAAGCUUCUUCUCAGAUAAAAGAACCACAACAACCCAUGUUGCAUCAUAACUGGUAAUGAUAAUGCUUCAGGUCAUUGUGCUAUUCACUUGUGAAAUUACCAGUCUCCAAUUAAUUGUAAGUACAAGGAACUAUAUAUAUGAAACAUUUAAAUAUCUACCCCUCCUCAUUGAUUAAAAUUGCAAAACAUACUCCAAAAGUUAUGAAAGGGACACCCAAUUUGAAAUAUAGAGUAAACUUAAUGUUUUAUGAUACUUGUAUUAAAUAUCUGGCAAUGGCCAGCCUCUCUUUGGUUUUGCUGAUUUUAAUCCAAUUUGGGUUUAACUUUACUGAUAUGAUUACCCAUCUGUGCUAUAGUACUUUAAAAGAAUUCACCAAUCUAGACUCUGAUGUGAAAGACAAUACUCAUGAACAUUUGAUUUGACUUUAAUUUUUGGGCUGAAUAUAUUUGAUUUGUAAGCUAAUGUGAUGAACUGUAGUUGUGAGAUGUAUUGCACUGUUCUGAUUUGCUGUAAAAAAAAAAUAAUUAUAUCCUUUGCUUAUCUGUAAAACUGUUGCAAACUUGAUACUACAUAAUGAUGCAAAUUCUCUACCUGCCUGGUAAAUCUCUACCUUCAAAACCUACUAAAUUUUAUAAUUGAGUGUAUUUGCUUAAAUACAAUUUUCUACAUUAAAAUAUAAUGCAUUUCCUUUUUUACAAUGUUUUACUAAACAACUUCUAAACUGAGACUAUUUGAGAAAUGUGCUUUCUCUAUUCAAAAAUUUUAAAUCUCCAAGUUGUUUUUAAAAAUGCAAUAAAAUGGGGAAUAUUUUAACUUUCUUACUGAAGCUAUGCAAUCUCUCUACUUGUGCUGCUACUUGUUUAAGACCAGAGAUAGUUUGUUUUUUAUCAAGCACUACAGCACCAGCACCAGUUAUAUUGCAUCCAUUAGGCACAUGCAAAGCUUUUAAUUAAAUUGUUUUCCUAUUAAGAAGCCAAUUUAAUACUAAUACUGCAUUGUGUGAGUGCUGCGUACUUUAUUUCUCUGUUUGGUGCACUGAUACAUUAUGACCUUGUGCAUGUAAUUGCUGUUCUUUUCCGUUAGUGGUCAAAAAUGUUUUAAAUGUUUUGUGGUAUCUUUUUGGCAGAUUUGUAGCUGCAUUGCUUCCACUGUUCAUGUCUUUAGUUCAGGUAUUGUAAUAAAAUCUUGUUUUAUUUGGAUGUUGAAGAUAGUAAACAUUUACAUACAAGUAGCUUUAAUUGAGCUACUCAAAAUAAGGAUAAACUUGUUCAGAUGGUUCUGGAGGAAUAAAUGAACUUGGACCCAUUUUUAAGUACACACAAACAAAACUAAGAUUAAAAAAUUGAGUUACUAAUUCUAAUUAAAAAAUACUCCACUUAAACUAGUUUUCAGGAAGCAAAGAAUGCUAAAUUCUCAUUAAUUGCCUAUAUUAUUUUCCAUUAAAAAAUUGACAGGAUAUACACGUGCACUUGGACACUGAUGACCUAAGAUGACUUUAAAAUGGUGUGGUAGUUAAAAAAAAAUACUUCUUAUCUCUUUUGUAAACCGAUAACCUACCCUUUCAGAACUGAAGAAAACAACUUUAAGACUUCAAAAAUUAGUUAAAAGGUCACAGGGGUAAUAAAAAGCUUAAUAUUAUAUUCAGAAUAAUGUAUAAUGUCUUACUAUCUUGUAUUGAACUUGCAGUAUUGCAGUUCCAUUUUUGAGGUACAAGCUUCCCUGAAAUUGUAACAGAAUCUCAAAGAUCAAAACUCAAAAACUAGUGCUCUCUUUUUAUGCCUGCACACAAUGUUCUUGAUUGUACCUAUAUGCUUUAUCCUUAUGUUUCAGCAAAUGAUCCUCAGGUUUUUGUUUUUUUUUUUUUCAUUUCAUUACAGAAAUGGUAAUGAAGGGUAAUUUAUCUGACACUAGCAAUUUAGGUGCUAGAGUCAGAUAAAAACAUGAUAUAAUUUUUAUAGUAUCCACUAUAAUCUUCUGAUGCCUGAAUAUCACUUGUUGAGUAGCUUUAAUCACACACAAAAAAAUUUGUUUCAAAAAUGGAAGUGGUUUUCCACUAAGUCAACUCUGUGUACUGUCAAACUUAGUAAACAAUGGGGUAAACAAAGUAUUAUCUGACUGUGGCAUACAUGUCUCUAAUUUUUUUAUAAAUAUUUGAAUUUGUUGAAUGGGGCUGUUUAGAUCAAUAUUAUUCCUCCUGAGGUUUAGCGGACUUGAAUUUUGCAUUGAAAUUAGGUAUGUGAACUAAACCUCUGGUAUAAUGCUGUAUCAUCUGCAGCAAUAGCUUAAAAAGGCCUUUAAUCUGGGGUUAUGAAAAAUAUGCUACACAUUUGAAAAUUUUGUAUAUUUUUUAAAACAAGUGAUUGGAUAGGAUAUAAUAAAACACAUGCUACCACUUCAAUACGAUAAAAAAAAAUCAUAAAGCAUUUAUCUUUUUUUCUUAA